Molecule: messenger RNA, 1584 nt
Organism: Trypanosoma theileri
Lineage: Eukaryota; Euglenozoa; Kinetoplastea; Trypanosomatida; Trypanosomatidae
Product: mitochondrial processing peptidase alpha subunit
Exons: 1
Coding region: 1-1584 (527 amino acids)
Cellular component (GO): mitochondrion
Molecular function (GO): metal ion binding
Source: RefSeq, a predicted model, not a curated record
AUGUACCGUCGCGUCACUGUUCACUCAACUGCGACUGCCGCUACGACGACAUCUGCCGCCGCUGCCGUCACUUCACGAGUGCGGGGCAUCUCCGAAUAUAAAUUCGGUCAAGUGCCGUUAUCUGAACGCUGGUCCGGGGCCCCAAACCCACGCCCCGCAGCCGCCGCUCAGGCCGGAAGUACACCGGCACCUGAAAAGGUGAAAGUUACGCAACUCCACAAUGGCGCUCGGGUGAUUUCUCAACAGCGGCAUGGGGCUAUGGUCUCCGUGGGGGCGUAUAUUCUCGCUGGGCCCGCGUAUGAUCCCGUGGGGUGUCCGGGUGUACAUCAUCUCCUGCAUCUCGCACUCACCACAAGUAAUUAUAAUAACUCAUUGUUUCAAUUGGACAGGAGUAUUCGAAGCACUGGAGCAGCAUUCUCUCAUUUUGAAAAGGAUAAACAUUUCAUUGGUCUUCGACUGGAUGCACGCAGUGAUAUGUGGAGAAGUCAGAACAAUAAUAAGAAGGGUGAACAGAAUCAAUUCAACUUAAACCUCGUUCAGGAUACUAUAUUUACAGCUAUUGCAGCUCCUCGGUUUCAUGAAAGUGAUAUUGAACGUUUCCGUGAUACUUUGGAUAAUAAUCUAAAGGAAUUGAGAUGGCAACAUCCGUCCCAAUAUGCUAUUCAACAACUGGAGACAGUUGCUUUUUAUAAGGAACCCCUCGGAAAUCCACGACAUGUACCAGAGAAUAACAAUGGACAUGUAACCAGCAAAGUACUGUUAGAUCAGUACUCCAAGUAUGUGACUCCUGAUCGUGUGGUUAUUGCUGGUGUUAAUGUUGAACAUGAUGAACUCACCGCAGAAUAUGAGAAUACUCCAUUUCCACACUCUUCUACAGCACCUCAUCAUGCUGCAUUUGCAAAACAAAAUACUAAGCCAGAGUUUGAUUUCAAUAACGAACAACGGCAAUACACAGGUGGUGAAAAGCAUGAGCAUGAAAACCGUUCAAAAGAAAUGGGAACAAAUCCGGAUAUGGAUAAUGAAACUAUUGUUGCUGUUGGUUACCUCGGUUUUGGUCGUGGAAAGGCAUCUCUUAAACGGUACGCUGCCUCUCUCGUAUUUCAGGAACUCUUUAACAUUGUUAUUCAAGAUGCCGUCCGUUAUGAACGCACUGGAUCACAUGAGGGUGUACGUUCUUUCUAUAUGCCCUAUCAAAGUGCUGGUCUUCUUGGCUUCACCGCGAGGUCUGAACCUGAGAAUAUUGUAAAGAUGGUAACAGCGGCUAUGCGUGACCUACAAGGUGUUAAGGUGGACGAUGCGGCGGCAUUGGAGACGGCGAAGCGUCGCGCUGCUGUGGUGGUCAGCAGUCAGAACUGGGAUACGGUUCGUGAUCUUUGUGAUUAUAUGGGUACCAGCCUGCCUCUUGUCGCUAAUGCGCAGGACUCUACACAAUAUGUAAGUCCCGAAGAUGUUCUUGAGGCUAUUCGAUCUGUGACUCCAGCGGAGUUAAAGCAAGUGAAGGAUUGUGCAAUGGGAACCAAGCCUUCCUUGUUUGGUCAUGGUGAGAUGCUGGCGUUCCCGUCUUUGCGUCAGUUGGGUUUUUGA